Cooperia oncophora is the source of this 390-nucleotide messenger RNA. The record is from the annotation of a GenBank genome assembly. NCBI's taxonomy places the organism in Eukaryota, Metazoa, Nematoda, Chromadorea, Rhabditida, Trichostrongylidae.
AUGAUGCCUUAUGCUAGCAGUAACGGCGCCAAUGGUGGCCCACGUUCAUAUAAGCAGCAUGAGUCGGAAAGCGCUUUUCUUGGCAGUAUGGUUGGAGAGCAGAUACUGCCACGAAUCAAUGUCACUCGCUCGGUGAUGCUAUCGGAAUUCGAUCAUCGUUUCAGGCGAAUAUUGAAACGAAUUUAUAGGAGUUUACAGCAGCACGAGAUUCGGGAAGAGAUAAUUGACGAACGACAACGAAUACAAUGGCAGUGGCAGCAGUUGGCGUCCGUUGUCGAUAGGCUUUUACUCGUACUAUUUUCACUAGCCACUUUGUUCACUAUUACAUUCUUCUUGUUGUUGCCGGUUGGUUUACGAGACGAAGAUGAACAUCUGAGGGUUUUCAAUUGA